This is a messenger RNA of Schizosaccharomyces japonicus yFS275, 609 nucleotides long. RefSeq lists its product as hypothetical. The coding region runs from base 1 to 609 and encodes 202 amino acids. The transcript has 2 exons. NCBI's taxonomy places the organism in Eukaryota, Fungi, Ascomycota, Schizosaccharomycetes, Schizosaccharomycetales, Schizosaccharomycetaceae. The record is from RefSeq and is a predicted model, not a curated record.
AUGGCAAUUGAAGCAUUAAAGACCAAAAAACGCGCUCACUCAAGCUGCUUUGACUUCUUUGAUGAGAAGCGUUUAUAUGGGACAGUUCUGCAACGUUCAUCUGAAGUAUUCGAAGAUGGAGAAGCAUUAGCAUCGUUGAUUUGUACAGAAUGGUUACCUGAUCUUGUAGUUCGAGGAGAAAAACUGUUGACUGUUCAAGACUUGCACUACCUGCUCGUUAACUCCAUGCCAGUGUUCAGUCAGCUUGACCCGCGUAGACAAGCGGAGGUGCUACGAAGUGCGUUGGAGAUGUGGGGUUACAUGUGGGGACUUAAUGAGGAAAAAGACGAUGAAAUACGUGAACAAGGCUGCGGUGCUGAAGCUAGUCAUGACGGAACUUUCAACUGCUCAUCUCGGGCAUCGCUUCGUGUUCUUGCUGAUAUUACCAAUACAGUAGAUAGCUUUUCUCCGGUUACUGUUGCGCCCGAGUAUCCGAUUUCUCCUACUAGCUCGUCUGAAACAGUGGAAGAAGUAUUUUCUUGGAUUGACCCAGACGAGGAUGCAGAGGCCACAGAGGAAGAAGAUUGGUCUGUUGCUGAGAGCAUGAUACGUUUAUGUCAACCCAGGUAG